AUGUCGUCCGUUCGUACUCAACCAUUGCAGCCAUUGAAUAAUGGCCAGUUAAAUAGCAGAGCCAACAAUAUCACACCAAUUAAACCCGUCAGACACAACAAGGAAAACCAAGAAGAAGUCAAAACCAAAAAGAAGAAGGAAAAAUUAUCAGCGUUAUGUAAGACGCCUCCAUCGAUCGUCAGAACCAGAAAUGGUAGAGAUUACCGCCGUGGAACAUUUUUAGGAGAAGGUGGAUUUGCCCGUUGUUUCCAGAUGAAAGAUUCUUCAGGUAAGAUCUAUGCUGCUAAGACAGUUGCCAAAGCAUCUAUUAAGAAUGAAAAAACGAAGACUAAGUUGUUAUCAGAAAUCAAAAUUCAUAAGUCGUUAAAGCAUUCCAAUAUCGUCAAUUUUAUUGAUUGUUUCGAAGAUGAUGUAAAUGUAUACAUUUUAUUAGAAAUAUGCCCUAACCAAUCGUUAAUGGAAUUAUUAAAGACAAGAAAGAGAGUAUCAGAACCUGAAGUUAGAUACUUCAUGGUUCAAAUGGUCGGCGCUAUUAAAUAUUUACAUUCGAGAAGAGUCAUUCACAGGGAUUUGAAGUUAGGAAACGUUUUCUUUGACCCUGAUAUGAAUUUAAAGAUUGGUGAUUUUGGUUUAGCCUCUAUAUUACCAUCGCUUGAGUCGAGAAAGUAUACUAUUUGUGGAACACCAAACUAUAUUGCACCAGAAGUAUUAGGUGGUAAAAACGUAGGCCACAGUUUCGAAGUCGAUAUCUGGGCUUUGGGUAUUAUGUUAUAUGCAUUGCUUGUCGGAAAACCACCUUUCCAAGCAAAGGAUGUUCAAGUUAUCUAUGAAAGGAUCAAGAAAACAGAAUAUAGCUUUCCAGUUGACAAACCAAUUUCAGAAGAGGCUAAAGUCUUAAUUAAGGACUUGUUGAGUUUAAACCCAUUACACAGACCUAACAUCAAUGAGAUUUUAAAUUACGAUUGGUUCAAGGGAUCUUUCCCAGAUAAGACUCAUGAAAUAAGUUUAAACGGUACCCCAGAAGGUAUUGAUAAUAUUUCAAAGGCUCAGUCGGCCAUUAAUUUUACCAAUACGAAAGCUAGCUGCGGCAUUUAUACGCCAAAGACCAAGAAUCCAGUUGAAAUUUUAAGAUCUGAUUUGCAUUCUGAACAACCUAGGGCUAUGUUACCAAAAUCUUUAUCACCGGGCGACACAAGAAACAAAUACCAAGAAGUUGACCCUGCACAACUUGGUAAGCCAAGAAGGGUUAACUUUAACAGUACCUACUCAACCACCAUCAAACGUCUUAACCAGAUCUGCUUUGAAACAUACCAAAAUAUGAGAAGACUUGAAUAUUCGAAGCAUGAUAGAAUAGAUACAAUGGAAUUGCCAAGUUGCGAAAAUCCGACCUUGAUCAGUAAAUGGGUAGAUUAUUCGAAUAAAUACGGAUUUUCUUACCAAUUAACAAAUGAUGACAUAGGUGUAUUAUUUAAUGAUGAAAACACAUUUUUAAAGUUACACAGCUCCGGCAGAUUUCUUGAAUUAAUUUACCAUGAAGGCGAAGGGUGGACAUGCAUAGAAAACUCAUCAAGUCAUCCACCAUCCCAGGUGAAGAGACAAUUAGAAAUUGUUGAUUUUUUUGCUAAAUAUAUGAAUAGUAAUUUAUCCAAGGUUAGUGAAAACGAAGAGAGAAAGGAAACCGUCUUCUUGAGACGUUAUACCAGAACCUCAGAAUAUAUUAUGUUUGAAAUGACGAACGGUAACUUCCAGUUUAAUUUUAAGGAUCACCACAAAGUUUGCAUCUCAAAAUCUGGUUUAGCUAUCACUCACAUUUCACCUAACCGCAUAACCCAAACUCACCCUUUGAUUUUCAUUUUAAAGCACGGUGAUUUCCCAUCCACUGAGGUUCCUAACUGUUUGGAAAAAAUUGCCAUCAUCAAGGAAGCAAUCAAAAGAAAAGCAUUCAAAGAGUAA
Debaryomyces hansenii CBS767 is the source of this 1953-nucleotide messenger RNA. RefSeq names its product polo kinase (gene CDC5). Gene Ontology annotation, cellular component: spindle pole; spindle pole body; centrosome. Gene Ontology annotation, biological process: mitotic cell cycle; protein phosphorylation; regulation of protein localization to mitotic spindle pole body. Gene Ontology annotation, molecular function: ATP binding; protein kinase activity; protein binding. The record is from RefSeq and is a predicted model, not a curated record. The transcript has a single exon. NCBI's taxonomy places the organism in Eukaryota, Fungi, Ascomycota, Pichiomycetes, Serinales, Debaryomycetaceae. The coding region runs from base 1 to 1953 and encodes 650 amino acids.